Molecule: messenger RNA, 1275 nt
Organism: Durusdinium trenchii
Lineage: Eukaryota; Dinophyceae; Suessiales; Symbiodiniaceae
Source: the annotation of a GenBank genome assembly
AUGUGCCUGCAGCACCGGGGUGAACCGUCACAGCAGCGGAUCCGUUUCGUUGCGGCCACGCGGCAGCGCAACAGUGCCAGGGAUCCUACCUUGUUGGACUUCCUUCCAUACCACUUCCUCCUGGUCAGUGCAGGAGAUCGAGGUGAUCUCACCUGGCGCGACAUCACCCAUGGCACCGAGGUGGCCGAGCAUCGGACGAAGAUGGGCCCGGCCACGUGCUUGCGGCAGAACCCCAAGAAUGCCGUGAUGCACUUGGGCCACGACAAGGGCAGCGUGACCUUGUGGACUCCGACCAUUAAGGAGCCAGUGGUGAAGAUGGCCUGUCACAACGCCAAGGUGACUGCGCUGGCAGUGACUGGCAACUACAUGGUCACUGCUGGCGCAGAAGCAAAGUGGAAGGUUUGGGAUCUGCGCACCUACAAGGAGCUUCACAGCUACUACAGGCAGCACGGCCAUGGUGUCAACAGCAUGGAUGUGUCCAUGACUGGGAUGCUGGCCAUGUGCUGUGGCGGCUUUUUCGAAGCCGCUGGACCUGGAAAGGGCCGCGUGGAGGGCACGACCAUGGCAUUCCUGAAGUCUCUCACACUCCUCGCGCAGUUUGGCAUGGCUGUGUCUUUGGCACCAGGAGAUUGUGCCUUCGUGGGCAUCUAUGGUGAGAAGGAUGACUUCGCCAUCCUCUUGAUGGAGGACGCCGAUGGAGAGAAGAUCACCCUGACGGACGGAAGCUUCAAGAACAAGGACUUUCAGUCCAGCCAGCGUGCUCAAGCCAAGGAGCACGUGAAAGAGGCGGCCAAGGGCACGGUCCUGAGGAAGUGGGAUUUCCAGACGGAGGACGGUUGGUCUUUCGCUGCUCCUUUGGCUUUGACCAUCUACAAGGGAAGCGCAUCAUCUCCUACCCCAUUGUGUGGCGUCAACUUGGAUGGGAAGGCAGGCAACGUGAUGGUUCGCAGGCUGAAUGAUGAGGUGGCCGCCCUGAAUUUGGGUGAGACCGAGACUGCUCAAUAUGCUGGACCCAUGAUUGGCAGCAAGGAAGAGCUUUUCGAUGGCAUCAGCAACCCCAUGAACUGGCUGCGAGAUGCGGGAGCUGUGCGCAAACUCUCGGGCUUCAGCAUCGCCAUGGGCUCGAACAGCACCACCAGCAUGACCUCAAGCACCAUGGGGAACACCACUGAGACGACCUCGACCACUUCCACAAUUGAUUCCGGGGAGGCCGAUGGCGCUGUGCAUGCUGCCGCAGCUGCGGGCUUGAUCCUUUCAUUGGCUUGGAUCAUGUGA